AUGGGUCAGACUCUUUCCGAGCCAGUUGUCGAAAAGGCAUCUGCAAAUGGCGAAGACGACCGGUUAAUCUAUGGCGUGUCGGCCAUGCAAGGCUGGCGGAUUAGCAUGGAAGAUGCGCACACUACAGUUCUAGAUCUACUCGCCUCCAACGAGGAGGCAGCCAAGCAGCAUUCAUCGAGACUUUCCUUCUUCGGCGUCUUUGACGGCCACGGCGGUGACAAAGUCGCGCUUUUCGCCGGUGACAAUAUCCACAACAUCAUUGCGAAGCAGGAUACCUUCAAGGCCGGCAACUACGAGCAAGCCUUGAAGGACGGCUUUCUCGCGACUGACCGCGCGAUUUUGAACGAUCCGAAGUACGAGGAGGAGGUUUCUGGAUGCACGGCAUGUGUCGGACUUAUCACGGGCGAGAAGAUCUUCAUUGCCAAUGCCGGAGACUCCAGAAGUGUUCUGGGCGUCAAGGGUCGCGCAAAGCCUCUGUCGUUCGACCACAAGCCUCAGAACGAGGGUGAGAAGGCACGAAUUACUGCCGCUGGUGGCUUCGUCGACUUUGGACGAGUCAAUGGAAACCUUGCUCUUUCACGAGCUAUCGGCGACUUCGAGUUCAAGAAGAGCGCCGAAUUGGCUCCUGAGCAACAAAUUGUCACAGCGUACCCUGACGUAGUUAUUCAUGACAUGGGCGACGACGACGAGUUCCUUGUCAUUGCUUGUGACGGUAUCUGGGAUUGCCAAUCGAACCAGGCAGUCGUCGAGUUUGUCCGACGUGGCAUUGCAGCUAAGCAAGACCUAGACAAGAUUUGCGAGAAUAUGAUGGACAAUUGUCUUGCUUCGAACUCGGAGACCGGGGGCGUUGGCUGUGACAAUAUGACCAUGAUCAUUGUCGGUUUCUUGCGAGGUCGGAGUAAGGAGGAGUGGUACGAGGAGAUCGCCAGGAGAGUUGCCAAUGGCGACGGUCCCUGCGCUCCUCCCGAAUAUGCUGAAUUCCGGGGCCCUGGCGUUCACCAUAACUUCGAUGAUAGUGACAGCGGCUAUGACGUUGACAUGGACCACAAGUCCAAGAACUUUGGCAUUGGUGGGUACAGGGGUCGAAUUAUUUUCCUUGGAGAUGGAACCGAAGUUUUAACCGAUUCAGACGACACGGAGAUGUUCGAUAACGCGGAGGAGGACAAAGACCUUGCGAGCCAGGUCUCGAAGGGCUCGUCUACUGCCCAUGAUGGCGACGAGGAAGUCAUCGGCAGCCCCACGACCCCGGAGAAACUCGAUCUCGCCACGAAAGCGUCCGAAAUCGCCGCCGCCGUAUCGCCCGAAAAGGAGCACCCGCCGCCCGCCGCUUCCCAAUCCGAGUCAAAGCCUGAUUCAAAGGCUGCCGAAGAGGCAGCUGAGGAAAAGAAGGCUUAA
Molecule: messenger RNA, 1395 nt
Organism: Phaeoacremonium minimum UCRPA7
Lineage: Eukaryota; Fungi; Ascomycota; Sordariomycetes; Togniniales; Togniniaceae
Product: putative protein phosphatase 2c ptc2 protein
Exons: 7
Coding region: 1-1395 (464 amino acids)
Biological process (GO): protein dephosphorylation
Molecular function (GO): protein serine/threonine phosphatase activity; cation binding
Source: RefSeq, a predicted model, not a curated record